Molecule: messenger RNA, 903 nt
Organism: Laccaria bicolor S238N-H82
Lineage: Eukaryota; Fungi; Basidiomycota; Agaricomycetes; Agaricales; Hydnangiaceae
Exons: 5
Biological process (GO): ubiquitin-dependent protein catabolic process
Molecular function (GO): ubiquitin protein ligase binding
Source: RefSeq, a predicted model, not a curated record
AUGGCGACGAGUGUGUUCGCGCUCUUGACUCUUCCCAACACAUCCAAGGGACUGACGGCAUUGCAACCCACCGUGGUCAAUGCGGUUAACAUCGCCGGGUCCGCAUCUCCCCGUCGCAAAGUUGCUCGUUUGGCCACCGACUCUGAUUCCGCCUCUGCUUCCAGAUCACGACCCGCAACGAUCCACAAGCCAGGCGCGUCCAUUAGGAUACGUAUUCUCGACAGCGAUGGCACAUGGGACAAAAAACCAGAGUCAACGGAACAGUUUGGUUUAGUACGACGGUGUAUCAAAAUCUCGUUGACACGAGCGGGCUUCGAUAUGCUCCCUGCGACUUACGAGCGCAUAUUUUCGACUUGCCGAGCGCUAGUUAUUGACUACAAGCGCGGCGAAGAUCUCUAUGGCGCUUUGAAGCUCGAACUCGAGCAAAGUCUCACUGCCUUGGCCGGGAUUAUGAUUGAGGAACCAAAGGAAGAGAUUGAUUGGCUAGCGGGUUUCGCGAAGCAUUGUGAGUGGUUUGAAUCGCAGAUCGUUUAUGUCGUCAACGAACAUAGGGCUAUCCCUAUUCACUUGUUCACGCAGAGAAUCUUUGAGAAUCCCCGAAUCGCGGAGCGUCUGCGUUCAGGCAUAUCGAAGUGGGUCGUAGCAGAACGCAACUUAAGAAUCCCACACAGCAAGCGAAAAAAUGUCGAAGAACUCAUCAAGCACCUCAUCACUCACAGUCAAUACUCAUCUUUCGAGGAAUACUACAUCCAGUUCACUCGGUCGUAUUACCAAGCCGAUUCAGCGGAUUGCGCCACAGAACUCACUGGGGACCCACAAGGAUUCUUCAAGCAUGUCAUAAUGCGCAUUCAGGAGGAGACGGAGCGUUCCAAAGCAAUCUUGGUUGUCGGCAGUUGGGGCCUU